This is a messenger RNA of Vitis riparia (riverbank grape), 787 nucleotides long. RefSeq names its product 60S ribosomal protein L32-1-like. The record is from RefSeq and is a predicted model, not a curated record. Lineage: Eukaryota; Viridiplantae; Streptophyta; Magnoliopsida; Vitales; Vitaceae. The coding region runs from base 16 to 525 and encodes 169 amino acids. The transcript is spliced from 4 exons. Gene Ontology annotation, cellular component: ribosome; cytosolic large ribosomal subunit. Gene Ontology annotation, molecular function: structural constituent of ribosome. Gene Ontology annotation, biological process: translation.
GUUGAUUUUAUAGGAAUGUGCUUAUGGUUGCUCUCUAAUCUGCGUGUAUCUGUGUCAUUUAAUGGGAUUUAUUUUGAUUUAGAAACCAUUUGUACUUCUAAUUUUCUUCAGAUUUCAGAAACAAUGGCUGUUCCCUUGCUCUCCAAGAGGAUAGUGAAGAAGAGGGUCAAAAAGUUCAAGAGGCCCCAAAGUGAUCGAAAGGUUUCUGUGGAGUCUAACUGGCGAAGGCCUAAGGGUAUUGAUUCUCGGGUGAGGAGGAAGUUCAAGGGAUGUGUUCUCAUGCCCAACAUUGGUUAUGGUUCAGACAAGAAGACUCGCCAUUAUCUCCCCAAUGGAUUUAAGAAAUUUGUUGUGCACAAUGUACAAGAGCUUGAACUUUUGAUGAUGCACAACAGAACUUACUGUGCUGAGAUAGCGCACAAUAUUUCAACCCGGAAGAGGAAGGACAUUGUUGAGCGUGCAGCACAGCUGGAUGUUGUUGUUACCAACAAAUUGGCUAGGUUGCGCAGCCAGGAGGAUGAGUAAGGUCUGAUGCAAUAUUUCUGUUUGAUUUUGUUUUAGUUCCCUUGGCACAUAAGCUCCAUCAAGAAUCUGGGCUGAUCAAUAGUUCUUGGGUGGUUUGCUUUGAAUUCUAUGGUAUUGAAGCCAAAUCUGUAGUUGUCUUUACUUUUUGGUCAAGGUUUUCACUUGAUGAUGAGAUCCGGAAAUUAUUAGCUUAUUUGCUUCGUAAUUUUUAGCGAAUGCACUUUAAAUAUCGUAUCAAUCGUACUCUUACUGCUUUUGCUAA